GUUUGACGAAUCAAUCACAUUUCUCCCCGUAAUCUACUACUGCGACGCUCGUUUCUGUCUUUUCUUUGCGUUCCCGCCUGCCUAUUAUGUCUUUCCCCCUUCCACUGCGGAGAACCGAUUUACCGGACCCAUCGGCGGGGCGUUGCCAGAGAUAAGAGAUUUUCAUACCUGCACUUUAUUACCUUAGCUCAUACCUAGAGAUACACCACUACAUACUACUACUACCUACUACACUUCAUAUAUAAAGAUGGUGGAGCUUUUAAGACUCUUUAUCUGCUCAUUCAGCCUCCCUUCGCAUAUACUCUUGCCUCCCCCUUCCCUACACGUCUAAGUCCCAUAAAAGCCCUUACACUUCUACCACCGCGCUUUACCAUUCAGUGAAGAGACUAAAAACGAAGAUGUCGACUAAUCUCGAAUCGGAAACCUCUUUCGACAAGGCCAACAACACCACCGGAGUUCGGGUCCUUCCCAUAUUUGAAGGUGAACCAGCCCUUGGCCACGUUCCAACCUCAAGGAGAAACAAGUUCAAAUCGGUCAUGAAGUCUUUGGUUACCAAAGAUGGAUGGUUAGGCAACUAUGAUUAUGGGGCUCUCAUGAUCCCUUACAUUCCCUAUAUCACCAAGAAGCAGAACAAGGAACUGCCAUUCUACGGCGUUAACGAGAGACUUCCCCAUCUCCUCUUAUUCCUCUUGGGUCUUCAACAUGCUCUUGCCAUGGUUGGUGGUCUCGUUACCCCCCCUCUUCUUCUCGCCGGUCCUGCGGGUGCCAACCUCGGUACCGAGGCUCAGCUCUACCUCGUCUCUGCUUGUCUUAUCUGGUGUGGUAUCGGUACAUGUAUCCAGGUCAGCCGUGUCAAAAUUUGGAAAACCAAUUACUACUUUGGAACUGGUUUGAUCUCUGUUACUGGUACUUCUUUUGCCUUUGCCAACGUCGCUCUCUCCUGGUUGUCUCAAGCAUACGCCGAUGGUACUUGCUCUUAUGCUGAAGAUGGUGUCACCAAACUUCCAUGUCCUGACGAGUUUGGAGCCAUCCUCGGUACAGCCACUCUCACCGGUAUUUUUGCUAUCGGUCUCGCCUUUGUCCCUCCCAAGGCUAUUCGAAAGGCCUUUCCUCCGCUUAUUACAGGUACCAUGCUCAUGUUUAUUGGCGCUGCUCUUGUCUCUUCGGGUGUCAAUAACUGGGCUGGUGGCUCCGGUACUACCUGCGCGUCUGACCACACUGUCAAAUGUGUGGCUGGUACCAGGGAGGAGUAUUGGGGUUCCGCUUCCUUUAUCGGUCUUGGUUUCUCUUGUUUCGCCGUCAUCGUCCUUUGUGAGCUUUUUGGUUCAGCUUUUAUGAAGUCGGCCUCUGUCUUCUUUGGUCUUAUCGUCGGUAUGGUCAUCGCCGCUGCCACUGGUUACUUUGACAAGGGUACUAUUACCAGCGCUCCUGCCGGUAAUUUCCUUUGGGUUCACACUUUCAAACUGUCUUUGCGCGGUCAACUUGUCUUACCUAUGAUUGCUGCUUGGGCCGUCAUCAUUGCUGAGACCAUCGGUAAUGUCACCGCAAGCUCCGACGUCUCUCGCUUAGAAAUUUCGGGUGAAGGCUUUAUGUCCCGGGUUCAGGGCGGUAUGCUUGCAGACUCUAUCAUGGCCACCAUUGCCGGUCUCGCCACUGUCCCACCUCUUACUACCUUUUCCCAAAACUCUGGUGUCAUCGCCCUUACUCGAAAUGCUUCUCGUUCUUCCGGUUACAUGUGUGCUUUCAUCUUAUUCUUGAUGGGUAUCAUUGGUAAAUUCGGUGCCAUAUUCUGUGCUGCCCCCAGCUCUGUCAUUGGCGGUUUCACCACCUUCCUGUUUGGCGCUGUCACUACCUCUGGUGUCCGAGUCCUGGCCUACUGCAAGUGGACUCGACGAGACCGAUUUAUUGCUACUGUUGGUAUCGCCCUCGGUAUGGCGAGCUUGUGUGUGCCCGAUUGGUUCAGCUACUUUUUUACUUACACCGGUUCCAAUGACGGUAAGAGGGGUCUGCUCCAAGCCAUUGUCCUCAUCGUCGAAGAGCCUUACCUCAUCUCUGCCUUGGUCAUGAUCUUUCUCAACCUCUGUAUCGCCGACGAGUUCCCUGAGGAAGGAUCUUCCUCUACCGAAGAACAGAAACGGGAAUGGAACGAACCAAUUCCCCUUGCGGGCGGCCCUUCCGGUAUUUUGCACCAUACCACUUCUUCUUUGUCUGUCGAGCGGGAGAGGGAAGCUGAAGGUGUUGAGCUUAGAGAUUAGAAUGAGACUUCUUUCUUUUAAAUGCUCUUUUACGAUUUUAAUUACUUACGUACUUUCCCUACGUAUACUGUAGUCGUUUAUUUAUUUAACGAGUUGUUGAGCACCCAAUUGUCCGUCUUGUUUUUCAAUUGUCCUUUUGGUUGUUCUUAUUGCGGCCGAUAUCUCCUCAUCACAUAGCCAAAUAUAGUUUAUGCAUCCGGCUCGAAUGCCCGCUCAGAAAACAAUAAUGCGAUACCUGCACAUAGCAUAUGGGAAUUCUGUCUGCAACGAACCAACUAAGUUUU
Cryptococcus deneoformans JEC21 is the source of this 2539-nucleotide messenger RNA. RefSeq names its product nucleoside transporter. Gene Ontology annotation, biological process: xanthine transport; transmembrane transport. The transcript is spliced from 7 exons. Gene Ontology annotation, cellular component: fungal-type vacuole; membrane. The record is from RefSeq and is a predicted model, not a curated record. Lineage: Eukaryota; Fungi; Basidiomycota; Tremellomycetes; Tremellales; Cryptococcaceae. Gene Ontology annotation, molecular function: xanthine transmembrane transporter activity. Bases 399 to 2255 code for a protein of 618 amino acids.